Messenger RNA from Didymosphaeria variabile, 1092 nucleotides. RefSeq lists its product as uncharacterized. Gene Ontology annotation, biological process: fatty acid catabolic process; acyl-CoA metabolic process. The transcript has a single exon. Lineage: Eukaryota; Fungi; Ascomycota; Dothideomycetes; Pleosporales; Didymosphaeriaceae. Gene Ontology annotation, molecular function: fatty acyl-CoA hydrolase activity. The record is from RefSeq and is a predicted model, not a curated record. Bases 1 to 1092 code for a protein of 363 amino acids. Gene Ontology annotation, cellular component: peroxisomal matrix.
AUGCUCGACGCUGCCUCAAUCCUGGCUCUUCGCUCCUUAGAUCAGGACUCAGAUAGCAGCUGGCGCUUCCAAUCGAGCCAGCCACCGAGCCCUCUCAACACAGCGGCGGAUGUGGCCUUUGGCGGCAGCACACUAGCACAGGCUAUUCAUGCAGCAUACCAGACGAUAGAGCCAGCGCGACUACCCACUCUGCGUCUCUACUCAGUACUCGGCCAUUUCUACGGCGCUACUCGCUGCUCCGUUCCCCUCAACCUAAAAGUCACAUCCCUUCGCGACACACGAGGCUUCGCAACACGGCAAAUCACUGUAUCUCAGCCAGCCUCCGACAAAUCUGGCAAAAUCCGCACAACGAGCGUCAUACUUGUAGACUUCGUUGCCAAAGCUACAGAUAGGACAGUCGUUUCGUUCUCGGCUCAGCCACGGAUAUCACCUAUCACCCCCCACUCGAAGUUGCAAGACAUUCACGAUAAGCUCCGGGUCGACGCUGCAAACGGCAGGGUCGACAAAAAAAGGCUAGCGUACAUGAAACCGUUCUUCGACCUACUGGACAUCUGGCACAACCGCUAUUGCCCCGAGGGAAUGUUGGACCAGCAAUCAAUUGGCCUUCGUCUCGACAAAGAGACUACUCAAAGAGAUUUUCCGUAUGCACAGAAAGCAUCGUAUGACUGGAUCCAGCUGCGCAAGACAUUACCUCUCGAAAGUACAAAGUCGCAAAGCACAGAAGCGCGUUUACCUCCAACCACUUCCGCAGCCUCAGCUUGCUUCUUCGCUCACUUUCUCGAUACCUGGACCUCGGUCAUUGCUCCUUGGUGGGCACAUGCAGGUCCCGGGAAGGUACAGGUGUAUGCUACGCUAGACUUUGCACUGCGGUUUCAUGUCGACGAGCUGGAUGCAACUGCGUGGCAUGUUAGGGAGCAUACUUGCCAGUCUGCCCGUGAUGAGAGGGACUAUGUGCAGGCAAAUUUAUGGCGAGAGAUGGGGUCGACUGAGGAAGACGGGGAGGAGGGGGGAGAGAUGAGGCUGGUUGCGACAAUGACGCAGACUUGUGCCUUGAAGGGGCCUGCAGGGAACGAAGGGAAAUCGAAGAUCUGA